AUGGAUGGUCCCCAAGAGCCGUCCGGCUCCGUCCUGCCCCCCGGGAGCCCGCUCGGAGGGCCGGGGCGGCGGCUGCUGCUGCUGCUGCUGCUCCUGCUGUCGCUGUCCGUCAGCCCGGAGGCGAGCCAAACUUUCCUGGAAGAAGUCGAUGAGAAGUGCAUGGGAAAGGCCGACGAAGCGGACGACGACAGAGUCGACUCCGGCUGGAACAAUAGUUGGGUCCUGGCCCUCAAGGCUCACCAUGAAGGAGACGUCACCCUCAUCCUCAACAGCCUCCUGCGGGACUACGACAGCAAGCUUCGCCCGGACAUCGGGGUCAGACCCACGGUGAUCGAAACGGACGUGUAUGUGAACAGCAUCGGCCCUGUGGAUCCGAUCAAUAUGGAAUACUCCAUCGACAUCAUCUUCGGCCAGACGUGGUUUGACCGCCGCCUACGGUUCCCAGGCUCCUCGAAGGUCCUGAUGCUCAACAGCAAUGUGGUCGGGAAGAUCUGGGUUCCGGACACCUUCUUUCGCAACGCCAGAAAGUCAGAUGCUCACUGGGUCACGACCCCCAACCGCUUGCUUCGGAUCCGGGGCGACGGGCGCGUUCUCUAUACACUCAGGUUGACCAUCGCCGCAGAAUGCUACCUCCAGCUCCGCAACUUUCCUAUGGACGAACAUUCCUGCCCGCUGGAGUUCUCCAGCUAUGGAUACCCCCAAAAUGAAAUUGAAUACAAAUGGAAGCAAACCUCUGUAGAAGUCGCAGAUCCUAAAUACUGGAGACUGAAUCAGUUUGCGUUCGUAGGGCUCAGAAACUCCACUGAAAUCUGGCGCACUCAAUCUGGAGAUUACGUUGUCAUGACCAUCUUUUUUGAUCUGAGCAGAAGGAUGGGUUUUUUUGCUAUUCAGACAUAUAUCCCCUGCAUCCUGACGGUUGUUCUUUCAUGGGUGUCUUUCUGGAUAAACAAAGAUGCGGUGCCUGCGAGGACAUCACUAGGUAUAACCACGGUGCUGACCAUGACCACGCUAAGCACGAUAGCCCGCAAGUCCCUACCCAAAGUGUCCUACACGACGGCGAUGGACCUCUUUGUCUCCGUCUGUUUCAUCUUCGUCUUCGCGGCCCUUGUGGAGUUCGGGGCCCUGCACUAUUUCAGCGGCGGCCGGGCGGGGAAGCGUCCCAAGUUAAGGCACAAAGGAAAGAAAUCCCGUGCGCGGGCGACAGCCCGGCUCCUGGAGUCGACCACAUCCAUUUCCCUGAGCGGUGCUCCCCCUGCCCCUGGGGCUGGCUCUGGACAUCCAUGUCUGGAGGGCAAGGACUGCAUCAGCUUCUUCUGCUGUUUCGAAGACUGUCGGACGGGGUCUUGGAGAGAAGGGAGGCUGCACCUCCGUGUGACCCAGAUCGACUCUUAUGCACGCAUCUUCUUCCCCACCGCCUUCGUCCUGUUCAAUCUUGUCUACUGGAUUGGGUACCUUUACCUCUGACCGCGCUGCCCGGAGAGCCGGUGCAGGCAUCCCCGUGACCCAGGCAAUCGUGGUGCAGAGCCAGUGGAGUCACAGCCAGGGUCCCCUCGGAUUCUAGAGCCUCUAGAAUGUAAGCUCCACUCCUUGCAGGCUGGCUCUGGGAUGGCGGUGGACACUGCAUGUGCUGCCGGGCAUUGGCCCAAAUGCCCGGGAGAGAAACGCUGAGGUGCAAGGCCCAUUCCUUGCCUGCAAGAGCUUCUGCUCUCCUGGGGAGUUGGAAUCCCAAGCUAUUGCACUGUGCUCUGCCGGAGCCUGCUGGUAAAGUACCCUGCAAUGUCCAGGCUGCUUGCUGCCCAGUGCCCCACCAUGGCCUGCGGAAGGAUGGACAAGACUUCUAAUGGAGUUCAAGGAGAGGUCAUUGAGCUGAAUUCUGACCAUAAGAGCCAAGGGAAGAGGUAUUAUUCUUGCCCUUCCCACUGCAGUCAACCCAGUGGCCCAAACCCCUCCAAUGUGGUCACACCCACACUCACCAUUUUGGUGACCGUCCUGGGGGGUGGCCAGUCCUUCCUGCAUCCAGCCUCUGGGGAAAACCUGUCUGCGGAUCUGUUUUCCCUCUGCCCCUGGAAGUCCCAGGUCCACCCUCCACAACCGCCUCACAGAAUGUCAGCCCAGUUCAUCCACGUGUCUGGUCAAGACACUUAACUUCCCUGUGCCUCAAUUAC
Molecule: messenger RNA, 2165 nt
Organism: Ornithorhynchus anatinus (platypus)
Lineage: Eukaryota; Metazoa; Chordata; Mammalia; Monotremata; Ornithorhynchidae
Gene: GABRG1
Product: gamma-aminobutyric acid type A receptor subunit gamma1
Exons: 10
Coding region: 1-1464 (487 amino acids)
Biological process (GO): chloride transport; synaptic transmission, GABAergic; gamma-aminobutyric acid signaling pathway
Cellular component (GO): GABA-A receptor complex; postsynapse; synapse
Molecular function (GO): GABA-gated chloride ion channel activity; GABA-A receptor activity; inhibitory extracellular ligand-gated monoatomic ion channel activity
Source: RefSeq, a predicted model, not a curated record